AUGAACUAUUGUUAUGUUGUAUAUUCAAAUAAUUACGUAUCAAAUAAUAAUAUAAAACCUCGAAAUAAUCUCGGGUUAGAUUUUCAAACAUCCGAAUGGGGCGUUGAUAGAUUAUCGUGGAAAUCAAAAAGUGGUGCAUAUGAUUAUAUGACGGAAGAAUUUUUCUUAUCCAAAGUAUUUUCUGAAUCAAUGCAACCUUCACACGUAAUUCCAUAUUAUUUCCGAGCGGAACAACCCCCAAAUGAAGAAGACAUAACGAUCACAACGCUUAUAACAGAAAAUCGGUUCCAUGUAUUUGACAGACUCGUUACAAAUUAUCAGGGACCAAUCUCCGUAACGAUACAUGUUGCUGAUGAUGAUAAAUCUCGCGAUGUACUAUUAAGCAAACUUCAUGAAUUGUAUAAUGGAAAUAAAUAUAUGAAACAAUAUGUUGAUGUUCAUCUCGUGGUUGAUAAUUUUGAACGUCAAUUCAACAUGUGGCGAAAUGUCGCAAAAUUUUUUGCUCGUACUAAUUAUGUCAUGAUGUUGGACGUGGACUUUCACCCUUGUACAGAUUUUAGACAUUCCAUUUUAAAUAGUAAAACAAUAAUGAAUAAACUUAGAAAAGGUAAUACCGCUUUGGUAGUACCAGCUUUUGAAUAUGCAGAUUUAGACGAAGGCCUUGAUUAUCGUCACGGUCCAUCAAAUUAUUCUAAUUGGUAUGAAACUGACGAGCUAUACAAAGUUACAACUUAUCAAUAUCAGUAUGAACCAUAUGUAAUCUUCCCAAAACAAAGCAUAUGGUGCGACGAACGAUUUGUUGGAUAUGGUGCAAACAAGGCCGCAUGUUUAUUUGAAUUAUACCUUUCAGGAGUAGAUUAUUGGGUCCUUCCAAAAGAUUUUUUAAUUCAUCAGACACACGAAUAUUUGGAAGACGCACGUAGACAUGAGCGAAGAUUCAAUAAAAAGUUAUACGAACAUUUCCGUGAAGAAUUAUGUUUUCGAUAUGCGAGGAAUUUUAUUUUAAAUGGUGAAUGGGAAACAUUUAAAGCAAGUAAUUUAAGAUCUACAUGUCAUAAAAUUCGAGGGUUUACACAGGCUAUUAAAUAUUUUGCAAAAUUGAAAUAA
Molecule: messenger RNA, 1107 nt
Organism: Funneliformis caledonium
Lineage: Eukaryota; Fungi; Glomeromycota; Glomeromycetes; Glomerales; Glomeraceae
Source: the annotation of a GenBank genome assembly